CGUUGAGGCCUGGUGUCGGGGCAGGCUUGGAACGAGCUUGAGAGUCGCCUCGGACCCCGAAACCCUCGACACUUAAAUCGUCGCCGUCGUCGUCGUUUCUAGUUUCACUUCGUUUUGUUUUACCUCCAGCAUGGCCAUGCCCUCGCUGUCGAGCCAUGGGCCGCGGCCCGUGCCCAUUCAAUCGACGGCGGGAGCCGUGCCCGUGUACAACGAGAAGGGCGAGCUCUCCAUGGAGAAAGUGAAAGUGAAGCGCUACAUCUCGGGCAAACGGCCCGAUUAUGCUCCCAUGGAGUCGUCCGACGAAGAGGAGGGGGAGGACGACUUCAAGCUGCGGCGCCUCCCCAAGGAGGCGGAUCGCGAUGCGGAGCGAGACCCCCCGGCGCUGCUCUCCUCCUCCUCUUCCACCGCGGCCAACGACGCUCGACUCAAGCGGCUGCAGGCGCGAAAGCUGGAGGACGACGUGGAGGAGAGGCUGGCCCGGCACCGGCAGAUCGUCGAGCCGGAGGUGUUGGAAGAGGAGGAAGACGACGACGAUGACGACGAUGAUGAUGACGAUAGGAGAAUCCCUCUCGCCGACCGAGAGGACACAAGCGAGGAAGAGGAGGAGGAGAUUGAUGACGAGGAGAUCGAGCGGCGGCGCACCCUGAUGCGGGAGCGAGCCAAGGAGCGCGAGGAUGACGAGACGGAGCUGCUGGACGUCGAGGACGAGGCGAAGUCGGGCGGCGAGUCGGGCUCCGAGUCGGAGUACGAGGAGUACACGGACAGCGAGGAGGAGGCCGAACCGCUGCUGAAACCCGUCUUCAUCCGCAAGAAGGAGCGCCUCACUGUACAGGAGAAGGAGCUGCAGACCCAGAAGCAGAAGGAGCAGGAGGCAGAGAACAAGCGCGUGGUGGAGGAGCGGCGCAAAUACUCGCUCAAGAUUGUGGAGGAGGAGGCGCGGCGCGAGUUUGAGGAGAACCGGCGCACGCUGGCGGCGCUGGACACCAUCGACACAGACAACGAGAACGACGAGGAGGAGUACGAGACGUGGAAGGUCCGCGAGCUGAAGCGCGUCAAGCGGGACCGCGAGGAGCGCGAGGCCGCUGAGAAGGACAAGCUGGAGCUGGACCGCAUGCACACCAUGACGGAGGAGGAGCGGCGGGCGGAGCUGCGUGCCAACCCCAAGGUUAUCACCAAUCGCGUGUCCAAGGGCAAGUACAAGUUCCUGCAGAAGUACUACCACCGCGGAGCCUUCUUCAUGGACGAAGAGGAGAACGUGUACAAGCGAGACUUCACGGAGCCCACUCUUGAGGAUCACUUUGACAAGACCAUCCUCCCUAAAGUCAUGCAGGUCAAGAACUUUGGCCGUUCAGGCCGCACCAAGUACACUCACCUGGUGGACCAGGACACCACGGCCUUCGACUCGGCCUGGGCCCAGGACAACGCGCAGAACACCAAGUUCUACAAGCAGAAGGCAGCCGGCGUGCGUGACAUUUUCGAUCGGCCCGCCGUCAAGAAGCGCAAGACCGCGACGUGACGGCACGGCCGCUGUUGUUGACGCCGUCGGCUGCGAUCCCCUCGCCCCGUCGGAGCUCCCUUGUCCCACCACGGGUUACGAGAGAAUACACGCAAGUGUGUGCGUGUGUGGGUGUAUGUCUUUGUUGGUGUGCAUACGUGUGUGUGUCUUGUGUGUGGGGUGUGCGGUAGUGGCGUGGUUUGCACGUUGCAUUGUUCCGAACCUGUCUGUGUGUUAGCGAGUGUGUGCGUAAUGAGUGCACGCAAAUGUGUGCGUAUGUGUGUGUUCGUGAGUGUGUGUGUAUGCGUGCACGGACGUGUGUGCGAGUGUGUACGCAAGUGUGCAUAUGUGUGAGUGUGUGAACUGAACGUAUGCGCAUACGUCUGUGUACACGAGUGUGUGCGUACGUAUCUGUGUGUGUGUUAGCGAGUGUGCUUAUACGUGUGUGUUAGCGAGUGCGUGAGUAUACGUGUGUGUUAGCGACUGCGUGUGUUAGCGAGUGCGUGCGUAAGCGAGUGCAUGCGUAUACGUGUGUGUGUUAGCAAGUGCGUGCGAGUGCGUAUACGUGUGUGUGUUAGUGAGUGCGUGCGUAUACAAGUGUGUGCGUUAGCGAGUGCGUGCGUAUACGCGUGUGUGUUAGCGAGUGUGCGCUGUGUGGUACCACGAUCGCUUGCCCGAUGGCUCGUGGCAACUGCAACGUACGGCAAGUAGCAGAUGUCGGCCGUGUCUGUGUGACCUCGAUCUGGUCCUGCGUCCGUUAUCCUCGCCGCCACAAUUUGUUAUUAUACACAGCACAACGUCGCAAUAUCCACCCUGACCAAUUUUAUAUGUAUACAUGGGUGUGUGUCUACAUAUAUAUACACACACACGCGCACGAUACGUGUCUAUGUAUGUACGCUAUGGUUUGUAUGCGGUAACCCAUGGAGCAGGGGAAGCCGGGUGGUGGGCCGUGGGCGCUGCAUGUCGCGAAUGCCUCUCUCCUCCGUCUGCAUUUUCCAACGCAGAAACUUUGUAAAUAAAAGUUUUGAAAUGAGUAACCGGUUUUAGGAAAAAAACACA
Lethenteron reissneri (Far Eastern brook lamprey) is the source of this 2554-nucleotide messenger RNA. It is a transcript of the gene MFAP1, whose product is annotated as microfibril associated protein 1. The record is from RefSeq and is a predicted model, not a curated record. NCBI's taxonomy places the organism in Eukaryota, Metazoa, Chordata, Hyperoartia, Petromyzontiformes, Petromyzontidae.